Molecule: messenger RNA, 534 nt
Organism: Phalaenopsis equestris
Lineage: Eukaryota; Viridiplantae; Streptophyta; Magnoliopsida; Asparagales; Orchidaceae
Product: putative amidase C869.01
Exons: 2
Source: RefSeq, a predicted model, not a curated record
AAUCUACUAAAGAAAGCUGAUGAUUACAGGGAAAAAGGAGCAAUUUUGUUGGAUGAUUUGGAAAUUGAGAAUGCAAGCAUUAUAGUGGACAUGUUCAAAAGUGGAGAGAAAACAGCUCUCCACGCUGAGUUUAAGCUCUCAAUCAACGUCUAUCUCUCAGAAAUUGAAAUCUCCCCCAUUAGAUCCCUUGCAGAUGCCACCGACUUCAACAACAAACACAGCGCUGAAGAAAGGAUAGCGGAGUAUGGUCAGGAUAUCUUCUUGGCCGCCCAAAAGGCAAACGGAAUGGGUAUAGUAGAGAAAAAGAUUCUGAAGAGAUUGGCCAAGUAUUCUGCUAAUGGAUUAGAGAAGCUAAUGAAGGAGAACAAGCUGGAUGGCUUCGUAACUCCGAACAGCUUAGCGGCUUCAAUCCUCUCCAUCGGUGGCUACCCAGGAAUUGUUGUCCCUGCUGGUUAUACAAACCACGGCGUUCCACUCGGCAUCUGCUUCGGCGGAUCUAAAGGUUUCGAACCGAAGCUCAUCGAAAUAGCUUAG